AUGGGAGAGAGAGAUGAAGAAGAAGAAAGCACUUGUGCCACAACUACUGGUAAUAAGAGUAUUGGAUUCCGACGCCAGUCAUCUACUAGUGGGCCAAAUGUGUCGAAUGGGACGCGAACUCAGAACCGGCUUUCCAUCGUUGAAUUGCCGACCGGAGCCCGACUCAGACAACGCCGUCGGGCCGUUGAGAUCACAGAUCAGCGAACGUGUGUUUUAUUGCAUUCAAGGCUUAAAGGCAUGAAAUUAGAAGACAUCGCUCUGCAAGCAUUGAGUGCCGAAGUGGGUGCGGGUGCGGGCAGUGAAGUGAGUGGCGACCAUUCUAGCGGUCAGAGUCACAGGCGUUUGACUGCAUUGUAUAACAGCUACGGCACAGACAGUGGGGCCAUAAGUGAGGCACGAAAUAUGGCUAAAAGGAGAGCCAUUCAGUCGGGCGUUGGCGGCGGUGGACCGGCCGGAGCCAACAUCAAAGGACCUACUUCGCUCUUCAUUUUCACUCUCGAGGAACACCUGCCGAAGAAGGACAGAACGCCGUUGUCUUUAAAACUGGAAACGUCUGAGCCUUACUUUUUAGGCAUAUUCUGUGUGGAGGCAACACUCAAAAUAUUAGCCCUAGGAUUUAUAUUACAUAAGGGAUCAUAUCUUAGAAAUGUUUGGAAUAUAUUGGACUUUAUAGUAGUAUUAACAGGGUUUAUAACCUUUUAUGCUCCUGCUGAAAAGCAAAUGCUAGGCGGUGUAGAUUUAAAAACAUUGAGAGCCAUUAGAGUAUUAAGACCUUUGAAGCUGGUGUCAGGGGUGCCAAGCCUUGACUUCUAUGAGGGGGCCCUCCAUAAGACAUGCUUCAGUUUGCCCGAUGAAACUGUUAUAUACCGAGAGGGUGACGCUCUGGAGACGCCGUGCACAAUGUCGCCCCCGGAUAAGGCACCCAAAGGCGCCUAUUCCUGUCCUAAUCACACCAUUUGCAAAGAGGGUUGGGAGGGACCCAACUAUGGCAUCACAUCAUUUGAUAAUAUAUUUUUCGCAAUGUUAACCGUAUUUCAGUGCAUUACAAUGGAGGGAUGGACCAGCAUACUUUACUGGACUAACGAUGCGAUGGGAAGUUCAUAUAAUUGGAUAUACUUUGUGCCACUCAUUAUUCUGGGCUCAUUCUUUAUGCUCAAUUUAGUAUUGGGUGUUUUGAGCGGAGAGUUUGCAAAGGAGAGAGAAAGGGUUGAGAACAGACAGGCAUUCCUGAAGUUACGCCGACAGCAGCAGUUGGAAAGAGAGUUAAACGGUUACGUCGAAUGGAUCUGCAAAGCAGAGGAAGUGAUUUUGGCUGAAGAGAGGACUACAGAAGAGGAGAAAAUGCACAUAAUUGAAGCUCGACGAAGAGCUGCAGCCAAACGAAAAAAGCUUAAGUCUAUGCACUCGAAGAGUACGGAUGAAGAGGAAGAGGAGGAGGAGGAAGAAGAAGAAGUUUGCUUGGCUUUGAUUGGUGUGCGACAUGGGAUCAAAACACAAGCAUUUUAUUGGUUUGUAAUAUUGUUGGUCUUCUUAAACACGGCGUGCGUUGCCGUUGAACACAAAGGACAGGAAGACUGGUUAACAGACUUCUUAUAUAUUGCGGAAUUUGUAUUUCUGGGUUUAUUUAUAUGCGAAAUGUGUGUCAAAGUAUAUGCGUUGGGAAUCAAAUGCUACUUUGAGUCUGCAUUCAAUCGCUUUGAUUUUAUGGUAAUAUUUGGCAGUAUUUUUGAAGUGAUUUGGUCUGAAGUAAAGGGCGGUUCGUUUGGCUUCUCUGUGUUGAGAGCAUUACGUCUGCUCAGGAUUUUCAAAGUCACAAAGUAUUGGUCAUCGCUUAGGAAUUUAGUGAUUUCGCUGUUGGCGUCCAUGCGAUCCAUUAUCAGCUUAUUAUUCCUAUUAUUCUUGUUUAUACUGAUCUUCGCGUUGUUGGGAAUGCAGUUGUUUGGCGGCGCGUUUAACUUCGAAGAGGGCACACCUCCGGCCAAUUUUAACUCAUUUGCGAUCGCAUUGUUAACUGUGUUUCAAAUACUGACGGGUGAGGACUGGAAUGAAGUGAUGUAUAAGGCUAUCAAAUCUCAGGGCGGUAUACAUGAGGGAGGAAUGAUAUACAGCGUGUAUUUCAUUAUUUUGGUGUUGUUUGGGAACUACACACUACUCAACGUAUUCUUGGCCAUCGCUGUCGACAACUUAGCCAACGCUCAGGAGUUGACGGCCGCCGAAGAGGAAGAGGCAGAAGUGGACAGAGAGAGGAAUAAGGAAGAGAUAGAGAAGGAGAUCGCAGACCUGCACCGUCAGGGCACUAAUACAGACACUCUGGGAGACACCGAUGAUCUUGACCUCUUGCCUUCGGUCAAUAUUAUGCCUCCGUCUCCGUUGGCCAACUCGCGAGGGGGUGGAGGCGAUGCGGAUAUUAGUAAAAUCGAGUUUGAACUAGUUAAAAUUCCCAAACCUAAGCGCCCUCACAUUCAAAUGGACGAGGAAGAGGAGGAGCCGUCGGGUCCAAAGCCAAUGUUGCCCUAUUCAUCGAUGUUCAUACUGUCGUCGUCCAAUCCGGUCCGUCGGGGCGCACACUUCAUCACAAACAUGCGUUAUUUCGACGCUUUUAUUAUGAUUAUCAUUACUCUGUCGUCCAUCGCCUUAGCGGCUGAGGAUCCGGUCGAAGAGAGCUCCGACAUCAACAGCAUUCUUGUCUACUUUGACUACGCCUUCACCGGUGUAUUCACAGUAGAGCUACUGCUCAAAGUGGUUGACCAAGGUCUCUUUCUUCAUCCCGGCGCAUAUUGUCGCGACCUCUGGAACAUUCUCGACGCCAUUGUCGUCAUCUGUGCCCUCUGUGCCAUCGCUUUUGGCUUCUUUGGAGACGCUGUGAGUCCGGGUACGAAAGGGGCCGCAUCUAGUCUAAGCGUAAUCAAGUCUCUCAGGGUAUUACGUGUAUUACGACCGCUUAAAACCAUUAAAAGAGUUCCCAAAUUAAAAGCUGUGUUUGAUUGUGUGGUCACUUCACUCAAAAAUGUGUUCAAUAUCUUAAUAGUCUAUAUGUUAUUUCAAUUCAUUUUCGCUGUCAUUGCUGUGCAACUAUUCAAUGGAAGAUUCAAUUACUGUACCGAUGAAUCCAAACUGUUUGAAGUGGAGUGCGCCGGUGAAUACUAUUUAUUCACAUCAAACUCAUUGCCUCCAGUGGUGAGGAAGAGAAGUUGGGAGAAACACCCGUUUCAUUACGACAACGUUAUUAUAGCAAUGCUUACACUUUUCACUGUACAGACCGGUGAAGGAUGGCCUCAAGUGCUUCAAAACUCGAUGGACUCAGUGUUUGAAGAUCACGGACCACUUCCUCGCUUCCGGAUUGAGAUGUCCUUAUUUUACGUCAUAUUCUUCAUAGUGUUUCCCUUCUUCUUCGUCAAUAUCUUCGUUGCCUUAAUUAUAAUCACAUUUCAAGAACAGGGAGAGAAAGAGCUCGAAGAGGGAGAGCUCGAUAAGAACCAGAAGUCUUGCAUUGACUUUGCAAUACAGGCGCGUCCUCUACAGCGCUAUAUGCCUAAGGAUAAGGACUCACUUAAGUAUAAGAUCUGGCGGGUCGUCGUCUCCACCGCUUUCGAGUACUUUAUUAUGGUUUUGAUUGUUCUCAACACUAUUCUCCUUAUGAUGAAAGUAAGCAAAACAACAUUCAAUUCA
Molecule: messenger RNA, 3669 nt
Organism: Medioppia subpectinata
Lineage: Eukaryota; Metazoa; Arthropoda; Arachnida; Sarcoptiformes; Oppiidae
Source: the annotation of a GenBank genome assembly